CCAUCCAGCCAGCCAGCCAGCCAGCCAGCCAGCCCGAGAUCUUGACCGACACAGAAGCUAUGGCUGUAUUAUUGCUGGCUUUGCUCUCGCAGAUCCACAUUGGCUUCGCCACUGGGUCCAGCCAGGGUUCGGGCGGACCCGCAGCUUCUCCGAGAGAGCAAGCGGGCAAAUAUGAAAGGGAAUCUGUGCAACCCCACCUCCUCCAGCACCCCCACCUCCUCCAGCACCCCCAGCACCUCCAGCAGCAGCAGCACCAGCCCGGCGAUUACAACCGGCCACCUAUCCCGUCAACCGGGCUCAGAUCUCCUGGCGACUCCCUGCCCACUCCUAUCUGGACUUUCCUCCACACCGGAGACCCUGCGAACCUCUACCGUGCCAACUGCACCAAGAGGUACCAGCUGUCAGGUUUGAAGGCGGCAUCUCGCUCGUUGAACUUGCACCUGUCUCUCCGCAGCGUCCAGGACACCAUGGUCCAUGCUUCUAACUUUUUGAACAUGAUCUUGCAGACCAACGCCGUGCGGGAGAUGACCAUCAAGGAGGACAUGGAGUGGUACUACGCCCUGGUGAGGAGCAUUCUUGAGGGUGACCCCAAGGUGCACAGAGCUGUGGUGACUUUCAAUACCCAGCCGUUCACGAGCCCUCCUCAAGUGUUCCUUCAAGCCACCAGGGUGGACAACCAGAUCUUCCUGCAAGACCUGUCCUCCACAGCCCACCGCCUGACCAACGCCACGGUGAAUGGCGACUGGUUUCACCAGCUCAAGUCCCAGCGAUCACCGGCCUCUUUCCUCUACAGGAAGCUUGUGAAAGAUGACCUGAGGUCGAUGCAUUCCCCCAUGAGGAAGAGAGGAGAGAGGUACCUGGGGGAUAAAACUCACAUCAAGUGGUCGCCCCCCUUCCUGGAAUGUGAAUAUGGAAAAUACAACCCUCGCUGGUUGUUGACACUUUCCACCUCCUUUUACGGAUUGAAGCCAGACUUCAAGCCCGAGUUCAGGGGUGUGAUUCGAGUUGACGUGGAUCUUCAGAGUGUAGACAUUGACCAGUGCUCGUCUGAAGGAUGGUUCGGAGGAACACACAACUGUAGACUCAACAGUACUGAGUGCUUCUCACCAAAAGGCCAAGGAUUUAUACUGGGAAGCUACAACUGUCUUUGCAAGACUGGAUUCUACCGUCCCACUGGUGUCUCUCCGAAAGGCCUUGAUGGGGACGAUGAAGAAGAUGUCACUGUACAAGGCAAGCAUGGUAGCAUUUACGAGUGCAUGCCCUGCAGGAAAGGGUGCACCUUGUGUGAAGACGAUAGCCCCUGCUACGCUGAGGCGGACAAGUACCUUCGCACAACUAUCAUCAUGUUCCAAGCCUUCUGCAUGCUGAUGGACUUCAUCGCAAUGCUAGUGGUCUACCACUUUCGCAGGUGUAAGAGUAUUCGAGCGUCAGGGCUGGUGCUGUUGGAGACAAUUCUUUUUGGAUCUUUGCUUCUGUAUUUUCCAGUUGUUAUAUUGUACUUUGAGCCAAGCAUAUUCAGAUGUAUUCUUUUACGAUGGGUUCGUCUUCUGGGCUUUGCUACAGUAUAUGGAACCGUGACUCUCAAGUUGUACAGGGUUUUGAAGGUUUUCCUAUCCCGGACUGCGCAACGAAUCCCAUACAUGACAAGCUGGAGGGUGGUGAGGAUGCUGGGAAUCAUUCUACUCAUAGUGUGCUGGUUCCUAAUCUCGUGGACGUCUGCAGUCUGUGAGAACUUGGACAGAAAUGUUCCACUGAUUGCCCAGGGAUGGACUGUGGAUGGACUUCAGUUUAAUAUGUGCCUGUUGGACCGUUGGGACUACAUGAUGGCCAUUGCUGAAUUUCUCUUCCUCCUCUGGGGGGUAUAUCUCUGCUAUGCCGUGCGGACAGUGCCAUCAGCAUUUCAUGAACCACGCUACAUGGCUGUCGCUGUCCAUAAUGAACUCAUUCUAUCUGCUGUAUUCCAUACCAUCAGGUUUAUGCUGGUGUCAAGUCUACACGGUGAUUGGAUGCUCAUGCUGUUCUUUGCUCACACACAUUUGACUGUGACUGUGACUCUGGGGUUGCUUCUGAUCCCAAAGUUUCUUCACGCAGGCAUGAGUCCGAGAGAUGACAUUGCAACAGAAGCCUAUGAAGAUGAACUAGACAUGGGGAGGUCCGGGUCCUACCUAAACAGCAGCAUUACAUCAGCCUGGAGUGAGCACAGUCUAGAUCCAGAUGACAUCAGGGAUGAGCUGAAGAAACUAUAUGCACAGCUGGAGAUCUACAAAAGGAAAAAGAUGACUGCCAAUAACCCACAUCUGCAAAAGAAGAGGAGCUCCAAGAAGGGUUUAGGACGUUCAAUCAUGAGGCGUAUCACUGAGAUCCCAGAGACAGUAAGUAGGCAAUACAGCCGAGAAGAUAAGGAGCAGACAGACCCUACAGUGCCCAGGAACAGUAUCAGUACUUGUAGGAAGAACCCAUUCGACCCUGCGAGCUCCAGUCUGAAAGCAAAAGAAGACUCUCUGAAAAAUAAAGGCUUGACAUUACAAAGAUCUCUCAGUACCUAUGACCACGUAAGAGAUAAGGGUGAAGAUUCCAGCAUGUCUGUGUCAGAUAAGAUGGAAAUUUCCAGCACAGAGGUCGGGCUGUUAGAUUCAUUAAUGGGAAAACCAUUGGUUAAAAAGACCAAUGAGGAAGUAGAUGAUGUCUCCACUGAAUCAGUCCCUCUUGUGUGCAAAUCUGCUAGUGCACACAACUUAAGUUUGGACAAAAAGCCCUUGCACCCCAGAACAUCCAUGCUGCAAAAAUCCCUCAGCGUCAUUGCCAGUGCAAAGGAAAAGACGCUGGGCAUAACAGGCAAAGCGCAAAGCUUGGAGGAACAUUCAAAGCAUCAUAAAGGACAGCAGAAAGUUAGGGACACAAACAAAUGUCACUCUCCAUCUGAUAGCAAUGAAAUGGCCACAUCCCAACCCAAAAGUUCUGUGAGCUACUCUUCAAUUCCCGAGGAGGCACGAAAAGCUCCAAAAGCUGGAAUAAUGAAACAACAUGCAAGUAGCCAGUCUACUGUUAGUCCAGACUCGGCAAACUCCCUGCAGAAUGAUCUAUUCAAUAGAGCAGAGGUCUGUCCGUGGGAAAUACAAGACCAGCCUCCGACUCCUUCCGAAAAUAAAGUUCAAAAACAUGUAUCUAUUGCUCCUGUGGAAUCGCAGAGUAUUCACAGUUCCCAUUCAAAUGCCAAAAUGCAGUCCGCCAACAAGCACAAGGUGUCAGAGAGUGUUGCCAAGCAGAGACAGCUGAGCCAAGGCAGUGCUGACAGAUCGGAAGUGUGUCCCUGGGACACUGAGGAGGUGCAGGCAGCCCCGCCAGAAAUCAAUCAGCCUGAAAGUCUUCCGACUUCACAAGACGGGGACUCAAAUAAUGGAGCCAAUUUUGCUGAGGAAAUGCCAUCUAAGGCUGGAGUUGAAGCUUCAGACAUGGGUCAGAUUGAAAGAGGGGAAGUGAAAAGAGGAGGAUCUCCGGGAGAUAGAAAGGACAAGGGGGUCACUUCAGAGCCUGUAACAACAGGCAGUAUCACACACCAAUCUUCUGUUAAUAGGGUGGAUGUCUGUCCGUGGGAUUAUGACCCACCAGAUUCUGCGGAAAUGCAAAAGAGCCCGGCUUCAACUGCGUCGGCCGCUUUGCUAAGCAGCAUCCCUCAGAAGAAGACAGCGGUGAAGGGGUUUAGCUUAUCUGUGAAAACCCUGGUGUCCCCUGGAAAAGCAAAGGACCCUGAAAGCAUCAAGGAGAGAAAAGAUGACAAUAAGGUGAAAGUAAAGGGCAAGUACAAAGAAAAGGAAAAAGACAACAAAGUAAAAGUGGCAGAAGUACCAGCAACCAAAGCUAAAGCAGCUGAAAAAUAUUCCUGGGAGGUUAUGGUAACCCCUGGUUCUGUAGAUGGUAAGAUCAAAGGUACGACCGCCUGUGAUUCAGAAACAGAGAAUUACAAACCUGCUGAAGUGUGCCCUUGGGAGGCUGCAACUACCGUCCCCACGAGUCAUGCAAUAGAAAGAAGCACAGCUGCUGUUAAGGACAAUAAAAAUGCGCACGGCACAGCUGUAGACAAAUCGAAGAUGGCUUCAAUCUGUCCUUGGGAUUUUGAUGACCAAACAUCUGGAAACAAUGUGUGACAAUGAACCGGAUCUCUAAACGUUUUCAUAGCCUAUAACUGCAAAUUCCAUAUCAGUCUCAAGAACUUUGUAACAAAAUACACAGAAACAGUGAAGGCAGGAAUCCAGUGAAGAUCCCAAUUUGUAUGCCAAUUCCUCAUUUCCUCAGUUUUCUCUCAUACACAUAAACAAGAACUCUUUCUGUCAGAUCAAAAUGCAUUCGGGAAUGAUCUAGUAUUUAGAAAGCACUUAUGUGGCAGAACUAAUCUAAUUUAUGCAAUGGUCAUGUACUGUUAUUCCAGCCUGAAACACCUACUCUGAACAAUGGGAAAUUCCCUUUCCUUCUAGUUAUUAACCAAUAAUGUGACAACAGUGAGUUUAGACGUGGCCGACAAGCCAUAACCUUUUUGAAAUACUAUUGCAAUUCAGUGUGAUUUAUAUUGUGAAUCUUUUCUUUAACCCGGUGUUGACAUUCUUACGUUCUCCCUGAGAAUUAUAGUUUGGUAUUAAUAGUUUCAAGAAUUUUUAUAUGAAGUAGUGGGUUCCUGUGUUUUUUCCCCAGGUUACUCCUAGUGCACUUAGUCACCGCUGAUCGUAGAAUCGGUGGUCCUACUUAGCUUGGCAAAAUAUAAUCAACCUCAGCUUUGUUUGUAUUAACUGGCUCCUUCCCACUCCCUAAUCACUGAAUAUGAGCAUUUAUUGUCGUCCUUGUCCAUGACAAUCUUAGGUUUUUAUACCAGUUUCUUUGUGGAUAUUUAUUUAAAGGUGUUACGGCUUUAAAAAAGACUCAGACUCCAUUAAAUCCUAAAUCUUCAACUGUCUUUAGCUCUGCAGUACUUAGCACCCAAAGGGAUUAAAUCAGUAACCUCAUAUAUUUGCUUCUGUGUUAUAUGCAUGCAAACUGACUGGUAGGACUGACAUCUUGCUGAAUGUCUGACCUUUAGCAUUUGGACCGUACUGAGUUGUAUAGUGAGUGAGGCUGUAUCCUGUACGCUGUAUUAUGUGCUUGUUAUAUCUGAUGGCACUCUGGCAUCCACCGGGGAAUAUUUGAUAGAUCUCUUUUAUGGCUUGUGGCAGCAUGUAAAUAAGGUACUUUAUCUGCAAUAAAAAUACAAUUUAUAUUAAA
Messenger RNA from Callorhinchus milii (elephant shark), 5250 nucleotides. RefSeq names its product G protein-coupled receptor 158a (gene gpr158a). The transcript has 11 exons. Bases 60 to 4145 code for a protein of 1361 amino acids. Gene Ontology annotation, cellular component: membrane. NCBI's taxonomy places the organism in Eukaryota, Metazoa, Chordata, Chondrichthyes, Chimaeriformes, Callorhinchidae. Gene Ontology annotation, molecular function: G protein-coupled receptor activity. Gene Ontology annotation, biological process: G protein-coupled receptor signaling pathway. The record is from RefSeq and is a predicted model, not a curated record.